CGCUGUUGACGUGGGGUGGCUGCCUCUACAGUUCAUACAACGGCUGCCAAGACGCCGCGUGAGAGCGCGUUCACAGACCAACGCGUCGACGCCGCGUCCUCCCGUCGCAGCUCCCGACGUGAACCCCACCACAUCGCAUCUCUGCACCAUGGCCGCCCCGGUCGUGUACCGCGAUGUGGCGCCAGGUGCAGAUCUCCAUGGCCAGCUGUUUGCCGGGAAGAAGUUUUGGGUUGCCCAACGCGUCUCUUCCCGGCAGCGCUACCUCGAUCUGAUCAGAAGCAAUGGCGGCGAGAUCGUCCUGCUGGAGAGGAAGGCCGACUACCUUAUCGCGGACCACGCGUCAAUCCACUGCCCGCCUGGCAGCAUUUCAUAUACAUUCAUCGACGAGUCCGUGGAGAAGGGCGAGCUCCAAGACCCAGAGGGGCAUCGCGCGGGUCCUUCCGAGGGUACAGCGCGUGCGCCGGGCUCGCUGAGCAGACCGGCCAAGGGCACCCGCGUUGCAUAUACCCCAGAAGAGGACAGGAUACUGUACAAGUGGGUGCAUGACAGCGGAAAAGCGGGCGGACUCGCAAGCGGGAAUGAGAUAUACAAGCAGCUGGAGAAGAAGCACCCAAGGCACACGUGGCAGUCCUGGCGCGAUCGCUAUGUGAAGACUCUGCGCAACAGGCCUCCAUCUGCGUUCAACAUCCCGGACAACGCACCGCCGUCUCCUCCCUCAGACGCCCCCAUGAACCCCGCGCCAGCCUCAGUACGAACACCAUCCAGCAGGCCCACAUCUGUCAAGCCAGCCACCGAACCCAGAAAAUCAAACAGCUCGAGGCACGUGAACAGCGUUGAUUACACUGUGGACGAGUUGACAGCCCCCGGUCUGUUCGAGAAAGCGGAUUGGGAGAUGCUCUACGCUUUUGCACCAGAUAUCAACAGUUGGCGGGGUGACGAUUAUCGCCAAGGGUGGACAGACUGCGCGGCAGGUAAAACACAGACAGCUGGGCAAUGGAGGCAAUAUUUUGAGAAGAUAGUGUGGCCCCAGUGGCAAGAAGAUUCGGAUGAGAAGCACGCCGUCAUAAAGGAGCGUGUAGAAAAGCGGCAAGAGGAGGAAGACGGAAGGAAAACAAGCCAAACUAGCCAAACUAGCCAGCAAGGAACUCCGUCCAAGUCCGAUCAGCUGCAAGCCGGACCCUCCUCUCUCGAUUCCAAGGCGCCUACCACGAAGCGUAAGCGCACCGAGCUGGAUAUUGAUGCUUUCGAGUUAUAUCUCAGCGAAUAUCGCAAGGGCAAGGCCUCCUCUACAUAUGUGCUCUUCGCUAGAGAUAUGGUAUGGGAUCUCUGGAACCAGAGACCCGAGCUUGAUAAUACUGGCCUGCACACGAUCCUCCUGUCACAGUGGAAUGCUCUUUCAUCCGAAGAAAAAGCACCUUACUUUGCAAAAGAAGCCGCUGACAGUCGUCGCGCCUCGAAGGAGACGGUCACAUUAUCGUCACAGGUAUUUCUAUCUUCUUCCACCGUAGUCAAUGACACUCCGAAGUAUAUAUCUGAGGCUUAUCAAAAGUCGUUACAGCAACUACGCGCGGAUUGGGACACAGGAGAUCCAUCUUCGGACGCACGGGACGGCUCAAUUUACCCAGCGAAGAGGCAGAAGAAUGAGCCACGUCACAUGGGCACUGUGCAUGAUCCCGUAGAAGUAUCGCCUACGGGGACGGACUCGCAACCACUAACGCAAGACGAAUUGCCGGAUGCUAGGCCGACAGCGCAGCCGACAGAUGAUGGCGACGACUUCGACGUGGGAGGCUUGGAUGCGAUUGCGCCACCUCAGGAUGCGCCUGAUCAAGGUGCUAGCAAUCAUGCUUCGGACUCUCCCACGCCCCGCGCCGCACGCUUCAAAGCUCCCGAAUUCGACACACAGGCCAUCCUCUCAUCGCCGUCCCAAGGCGCCUCUUUGAACCCGUUGCCGCUGCCAGCUCACUUAACGCAAUUAGGGGAAGCAGACGCUGAGGACAGUGGUGUGAAACUUGCCUCUGAUGCCUCAACAACCGAAUCACUGCAAGAGUUCAGCCAAAUGAUCAACGAAAGCACACAUUAUCGCGGAACUACGCCCCUCCCGCCUCCUCAACACUCGUCUCCACCGCAGUCCCCAGCGUCUAUCGCUUCGUCCACAGGCUCUGGCGACCCCGACCCCCCACUCGCUCCCGACGAGGUUGACGAAUACUUUGAAGAGCAGCAUGCGGAGGGAUUCCCCGACGAGUUCAUCGCCGCCGCACUAAAGCACACGCGUUGGCGACCUGAAUUGGCCACUGAAGUACUUCAGGCUUGGAAGUUGCGGCAGCCACUUCCAAGCAAGAGGGGCAUAUGGAGCGAUUCAGACGAUGAAGAGGUUGAGGGAGGUGACGGUCUGGCGCUGGCAAGGCUGGAAAACAAACAUACGCUGGACGGCUGGGGUGGUGUUACGGAACGGAUGAACUUCUUGUCAAGGUACAGGAGUGCGAAGGAGUGAAUGAGCUUGGGACAAGCUGUUGAGGGUGAAAUGAGCUGUUCAAUUAAGAUACCCCGCGGAAAUGAAGAUUGAAUGUUAAAG
Messenger RNA from Paraphaeosphaeria sporulosa, 2572 nucleotides. RefSeq lists its product as uncharacterized. NCBI's taxonomy places the organism in Eukaryota, Fungi, Ascomycota, Dothideomycetes, Pleosporales, Didymosphaeriaceae. The record is from RefSeq and is a predicted model, not a curated record. Gene Ontology annotation, biological process: regulation of DNA-templated transcription; telomere maintenance via telomere lengthening. Gene Ontology annotation, molecular function: telomeric repeat DNA binding. The transcript is spliced from 3 exons. Bases 149 to 2491 code for a protein of 780 amino acids. Gene Ontology annotation, cellular component: shelterin complex.